AUGCGGUCUCCAACCGUGCAGGCGCAGUGGAGUGCUGCUGUCCGGCAUGGCGAGCGCGACCGUGUGCUGUCGCCGAAGCGAGAGCAGGGAGGACCUAGCACGGCACAUGAUGUCAAUGACACCGACCAGAAUCAGGUCACCUCUGCUGCUACAGCAGUGACGUCGGCAACGCAGCCUUCGCAGCUCUCUCUGAAAGAAACCGGCAUGCACCGCAGCACGUCCGCCCUACAGUGCUUGCAGUCGAUACAGCGGGCCGACGGACUAGGUGGGACACAUACACGGCGGGCAACGCCGUCUGCGGCUGUUGCGGCGGCAGCAACGACAGCGAUACAGCCACUCCUCUCCCCUGCGUCCAGCGCUCACCACCCGGCUGCGAGUGUCUCUUCGAAAGCGCAGCAGGGGCGCUCGCCCUCCUUGUCCCGCCCCUCCAGUGCCGCGGCCAACUUCCGCGGCACAACGAACGGCUCCUCUGUACCGCACCCGGCGCUGAGGUCGCGCUCCGUCUCGGCCGUUCAGCAGCAGCACCUCCGCACUUUGCCAAGCCACGUCCGAAGCGCGCGGAGCAGCUCCUCUCAUAGUCGACCGGCGUCGGCGGCGCCGCAGGAGGAUUUCCCCCAGAUGAUGGCAUCCAGAAGUGCCGCGGCGCGCUCACAAGAGAGCGCGACGUCUGUGCCAAGCGGCAACGGAUGCAGAAUCUUCGGCAGGAGUCCUGUGACGGCUCCGCCCGUGGCCACCACUGCGCAUAUACGCGCCUUCAGCAACAAGACCCUCUACGUCCGUCCCCGGUCAGCGAGUCUCACGUGCACCUCCCUGCCAGCCCCGCAGUCGGCGAAGCGCAAUCGAAACCUGAUCCAGGUCCUGGCGGUCUGCCACAACGGCUCUCCGACUGCGCGGGCAUGCCGGGCGGGCAUAGCGAACAACAGCGCCGUCAGAGGCCCCGAGUCGCUCUCGCAGAGUGGCCAGCGUCACUUUCUACGUGCGCCACGGCCUCACCAAGUCCCUACAAUGGGUACACGAGAGCAGGUCACCGUGGAUGACACGAGCGUAAAGGGUGUGCAGCGAAGCUGUAGCUGCUCAGCGUCGAUGGUGCAGCGCCAGCAACCGCGACAGACCUCAGCUGGCUCGUCACCUCAGGCAGAUCAGACGCAGCCCCAAGGCACCCGCGCGGAUGCAGCCGGCUCCGGCACACCGGGCUGCCAGCUCGAUGAAUCUGGCGUUGCCGACAACGACGGCGGCUCUCACCGCUGCGUCGGUGAGCAUCAGGCAUUUGAGGAGCUGGCGAUGGCCGUCCCCUUCACACCUCAAGCGGCUGCAGGGGUGGCUGGCAUCGAGAUUGGCCCCGCUGCGGGGGAGUGGAACCUGCCGCGCAUUCAGCAGCGCAUCCUUGCUGCGCGGCUGCAAGCGGAGGUACACCAGCACUUCACCAGCGCGGUGGAGAUACUGCUCGCCGUUCAGAUGAGUCUCGAUGUGGACUACCAAGAAGCCUCACAGGGCGGUGGUGGCCGCGAACCUGCCUCGGUCUUCUUGCUCACUCCAGCGCAGCGGGCGUACUAUGCUGAUCUCGUGGGGCGUGAGCUGCAGUACGUCACGGCUCUGUGGACGGCGAAGCUGCAGUCCACGGAGUCGCCGACGCUUGCCGUCACGACGCCAGCUGUGGAUCAGCUUCGAGGAGCAGCAAGAAAUAUUGCCGGCUCCCACGCGGUGCCUUCCGAACCUACGGCAGCAACGGAGGCGGCGGGGGAAGAAGGCACCGACGUGCGCGUCAGAAAGCACUCCCGUGCAAUGGCGCGCCUCAUGUCGUCGACAGAGCACCGACUCGCCUCCGCGACGCACGCGACCGACAGCACAGCCUCCAGCACGUCGUGUCCCAACUCUGCCGAGCCCGCGCACUCAGCCGUGGCCGUGAGUGUCACUUCGACGGGACAUCCAUUGCCCAAGACAGCAUCGCGCAAGAGGACCCUUGUCGAGCUUCACCAAAUACCGGAGAUGCAGACUUGCGCUCAUCGAUCGCGGCAGCCGCAUGUCAGCGCCACCGAUGACCUCAACAGUGAUGAGUCAGAGGCGAGUCAGCUCAGCAGCGUUCUCGUCUAUACCAGCAGUAGCAAGGUGGGGGCGCCCUCUCCGCAUACCCCCGCAUUCAGUGAGCGCGGCAUAUCCGCUACCGGCGUCCGCGCGAGUGACUCGUUUAUUCACGCGGUCCCCGAAAGCUCGGCGCUCGACGGCACCACGGUGCCCGCACAGCCUCGCGGGCAACGUCGACCAUGUGACCAAAGGCGCGGCAGGAAGCCCAUCCGUCGAAACCCGUACCUGAUGGACGCCGUCAGCACCAACUCGUCCGCUGCCAAUGAGCUUUCUUCGGUGUGGGAUGACGAGGUGCUUGGGUCGCAGCUGCACGGGCCCUUUGAAGAUGCCGUGAUGCAGCGCGUGCAGUGCCGCUCCAUGCAGAGGAAGAGGUCGUCUAUCAACGAACCCCAAGCCACGACAGAAACGAGACCAUCCUCUCACAGCAGUCCCCUCGGUCUUACAGCCGAGGACAGCGAUGGACACAGAACGGGCCACCGCGGCUCGCUCGUCGCAGACACGUCCCCAGAACGCAGCAGCGACAGUAGCGGGCGGCGGGUGAGCAUACUCAAAGCCUGCCCGCACGUUUGCCAGCUUUCACCGUUACAGCUGACGGCAUCGGCAGCCAAGUGUCGCGCUGCAUGCGACGCUGUGACUUCUGCGCCGACAUCGGAGCACGAGGCCACCGCCGCCGCCCUUCACAAGGUCGAAGACGCCGCCUCUCCGGUGUCGGCGCGUGCGGGCUCGUCGCACCCGCUGUCGUCUGCCGCGCCGUCUGUUGCGUCCAACUGCUCCUCCCCGCGUACGUCCAAGAAGCACCGCCCAGUCCACUCUGCUGAAACCGACGUUGAUGCUGCCGCUCCACCGUCCUGCCGACCCACAGAACUGGGAAGGACUGUUCAAUCACCUCUUCGCUCCUCAAGCCCCAUGGCAAGAGAUGCGCGCGUUGGCGACUCAGCACCAGCGCCAUCCACUUGCUCCGCCGUGGCGACGAGCGGUGAGGCCACCGCGAAAGCCCAGCCUGUCGGUGCGGGUGAUGCCGACGUCGCACCUGCCAGCCGAGUCUCUUCGAGCAGGCCGCUCCCGUAUGCAAAGGAUGACGAGCAGUACAGUGAGUUGAACGUGAGCGAUGCACGCAAUGCGGUGAUGCGCCGUCAGAUGACGCAACAGAGCGCGCUUCUCGCAGACAGGCAGCGACGGGGCAGCGCCUCGUUCUCCGUCAUUGAGGCUCCAGGCGACGUGCAACUGUCGAGUGGAAUGCACACCAGCUCCACACAUCCCCUGCCCCGCCACCGCAGCUCAGGCGGCGACGGCAGCAUUGCCUCGAGCGGCGUCAUCAGUGCCACCACGAACAUCAUCAGCAACACAAGCGGAGCUGCGGACUUGCCCGCCUCCACGACUGAAAGAGCAUCGAUCACAGCCACCGCCUCCAGAGCCGGCGCGCAGCACGGGCAUCACCACACGCAGCACCUGCAGAACAGCACAUUGGACAGGGAUCGAGGCCAACAAGAGUCACGGCAGUUUCUCAGCCCACCCUCCUCUACACGGCUGCUCGCUGCGCGCGACGAGGAUGGCAGCCGCUGCCCAUGCCUGUCGCCCGCGCAACAGCCCUACGCCUACGAGCAUAAGACGGUUGUUUGCAGUGACGGACAGCCCUGCAAGCGCCUUAUCCUGUGCAAGGCGGAGCGGCUGUCCCGUAGCACGCGCCUCCACCACACGGAAACCGGAUCCGUCGUCCCCGGCAACUCAUCCCAGCAAGGAGUCAGUGAACCUGAUACCCCACGUUCGCUUUCUCGCCCGUCGAACCGCACUUCAACGCGUUCCCAGCACACCGCUUGCACGCCGUUAAUCGUUGGGGCGGAUGAGAGCAGCUCACGUGGUUCUCAGACGGAACUGCAACAUCAGGAGCGUACGGAUACCGAGAGCACCGUGAAUGCGCACACGCCUCGUACCUCCCUCAUGGCCACUAGCGCUCCUCUGGCAGCAGAGCGAUUAGAGAAGCACCUGCCUCUAGCGAUGCUGGCCACUCAUUCGGUGGAGACGUCGCCCCUACAGAGGGAGGCGGGCAUGGCAGACGGCGAGAGCGCGGCGCCGGUGCGUGUUGUGGUCGAAUCUGUCUCGAUGCGGAAGACGUCGUCAGCAGAUCUUGACGGGCAGGAAGUCGUGUUCAAUGUCUCCCCUGAAGACGAGUCAGCGUCGCAGGACAACUUCUCGGGUGCGUUCAUAAGGGAGGCGGUCGCUGGUGGUGGGCAGGACGCCGGUGUGUCAAGUAUUGUUGCGACUCGUGGGCCAGGCCUGCAGACUCCUGAGGGCAGUUGGGUGAGCGACGAGCGACGCCAAUUUAUUUUCAGCGGCGAUGUAGCGCAAUUGUGGCUCGAUGAGGAGGGCUCUCUCGCCGGAAGCUACUGCAACACCUACAGAGUGGAACUGCAACGUGCGGAAGCGACAGCGCUGAAGUGGCGUGGGCCUCCGGUGUGCAAUCUGCGCGCUCUUGCCGCUGUCGGCGACGGCAAUGUGGCCGGUGAACGACACUCGGCUCACGGCGGUCGGUCAGUCUCAUCAUCUGCUGCAGCGGAGCUCAGCGCGGCGGUGUCCACGGAGGCGUUGCACGAAGCAAGGCCUGCUGGAGGCAUGCCUGGUGGCGUGACGAGCACCUGUACGGGGCCGACAGGUAUCCACUUCGCCGGUCCUCGAGAGCUUCUGAAGACGCGCCGUCAGGAGCGGCAGCAUAAGCAGCCCCCGCAGCCAAAGAUGCUCCGGCAAAGCAGCUGCCACCUGCUGGCAAGCCACGGCGCCGUCGUCGCCGAGGCCGCGACGGAAAGGUGCGACCGGUCUUGUAGAGCUGACAUCACCGACGCGCAACCGUUUCGGCGCGGUAGUGUGAAAGCAGAGACGGUGAGAGGAGACGGAGCCCGUGUCCGCUCGACCAUCAUGCAUUGCUCGCUGCCUCCCGAUCCAGUCACGCAGCUGCCUCACCGAAAAGUGUACGGCGAUGACAACUUCAUCAUGUUUCGCCGCGCUGCCGCGGCCGCUGUUGCUGCUUCCCACCCUGUAGUGGUAGGAGCUACCCAACCGAAGCGCCCGGAAACGGUGGGAGCUACACCCACUCGUCCCGGGUAUGCCUCUGCUCAGUAG
This is a messenger RNA of Leishmania major strain Friedlin, 5196 nucleotides long. RefSeq lists its product as hypothetical. The record is from RefSeq and is a predicted model, not a curated record. The transcript has a single exon. Lineage: Eukaryota; Euglenozoa; Kinetoplastea; Trypanosomatida; Trypanosomatidae. The coding region runs from base 1 to 5196 and encodes 1731 amino acids.